Molecule: messenger RNA, 376 nt
Organism: Meloidogyne enterolobii
Lineage: Eukaryota; Metazoa; Nematoda; Chromadorea; Rhabditida; Meloidogynidae
Source: the annotation of a GenBank genome assembly
AAUGGCAUUCUUGUUUCCUUCAAUAUUUAACAAAUUUUUCUUAAUUUUAUUUUUUAUAAUUCCAAUACAAGGUAGUCCUGAAGAUCCUUCGCUGACUUUUGAGCACUUCUAUCAAUCUGGCAAAAAUGAAUAUACAAAUGGAAAUUGGGCCGAUUGUGUGGCUUAUAUGCUUAAAGCUAUUGAAGAUUUUCUUUUCUACCGACAAGAGGUCCUCUGGUGUAGAAGGCAAGUUUGUUUGUUUUUUGAAAAUAAAAAGUUGGCCUCCAGUAAUUCAUUUUUAUUAAUUUUUAAGAUUUUUUUGGAUCCCACUAAAAAAUUUUUACGAAAAAUUAUUUUUCUUUUAGAAUGUGCUACAGCCGAUAUGGAGCUGAUUUGA